Messenger RNA from Glycine soja, 1747 nucleotides. RefSeq names its product heat stress transcription factor A-8-like. The record is from RefSeq and is a predicted model, not a curated record. The transcript is spliced from 3 exons. Gene Ontology annotation, biological process: regulation of transcription by RNA polymerase II. NCBI's taxonomy places the organism in Eukaryota, Viridiplantae, Streptophyta, Magnoliopsida, Fabales, Fabaceae. Gene Ontology annotation, molecular function: RNA polymerase II cis-regulatory region sequence-specific DNA binding; DNA-binding transcription factor activity. The coding region runs from base 127 to 1221 and encodes 364 amino acids. Gene Ontology annotation, cellular component: nucleus.
AAAAAAGAAAAAGGUUGGAAAGUGCUGUGACAGUACAUAAAAGAAGGCCCACGGAAAUUUCAUUUCAUUGAGUUCCCCUUUGCCAAGUCUUGUCUUGUGUUUGUUGCAGUUGCGGUUGCGAUUGCGAUGGUGAAAUCGAACGAGAACGGUUCUGGUUCCGUUUCGGUGCCUCCUUUCCUGAAAAAAUGUUACGAUAUGGUGGAAGACCGCAACACUGAUUCUAUCAUCCGUUGGAGCGAUGGCGGUGACAGCUUUGUCAUCUCCGACAUCACUCAAUUCUCCGUCACGCUCCUUCCCACCUAUUUCAAACACAACAAUUUCUCCAGUUUCAUCAGACAACUCAAUAUCUAUGGUUUCAGGAAAAUUGAUACGGAUUGCUGGGAAUUUGCCAAUGAGAACUUUGUUAGAGGUCAAAAGCAUUUGUUGAAGAAUAUACGUAGAAGGAAACAUCCACACAGUGCAGAUCAGCAAAAAGCAUUGCCACAGCAAAACAAUUGUGAUGAACCAUCACAAGAAGCACCGUAUCAUGGCCUUUGGAAAGAAGUUGAGAAUCUAAAACUUGAUAAAAAUUCGCUCACGCAAGAAUUGGUCAAACUUAGGCAACACCAGGAAUCUGCUGAGAAUAAGUUGCUGCUCCUGAGUGAUCGCCUUCAAGGAAUGGAAAAGCAUCAGCAGCAGAUGUUAUCAUUUUUAGUCAUGGUUGUGCAAAGCCCUGGGUUCAUGGUUCAGCUUCUUCAUCCUAAGGAAAAUAAUUGGCAUUUGGCUGAAUCAUGGAAUAUAUUGGAUCAAGAUAAACAAGAUGACAAGCCAGUUGCUUCUGAUGGGAUGAUAAUAAAGUAUAAACCACCUGUAGGUGAAAAACUAAAGCCUGUAGUUCCUCUGUCUCCUGGUUUCGAAAAGCAACCAGAACCCGAGCUUUCUGCAGAAGGGCUAAAAGACUUGUGCGUCAGUUCUGAAUUCUUGAAAGUGCUUCUGGAUGAAAAAUUAUCUCCAUUAGAAAAUCAUUCUCCAUUUCUCCUACCAGAUUUACCUGAUGAUGGUUCAUGGGAACAGCUUUUUCUAGGUAGUCCUUUCAUGGGAAACAUUCAAGAUUCUAAUAAAGAAAGUGAGGGGCACACCAAUGGUGGAAUGGAGAUGGAACCAACAAUAUCUGAGACUCCAAAUGAAAAUUCUCGAACUUUUGAAUCGAUGAUUGUAGAGAUGGAGAAAACUCGAGAAUGAGUUGGAGUUGUAUGCACAUGGUGGGCUGUCUUCUUUGAAUCCAUCAGAUAUUUUUCAGCUGGGCUGUCUCAUACUGAGCUAAUGGAGCUUUAGUUUCUGAAACUAACAAUAUAUAGGGAAGGAAGUAAUAAUGUCCAUCAGAUAUUUUUCAGCUGGGCUGUCUUCACAGAUUACUUCACACUAUAAUUAUAUUAUAGUAUUAAGUCGCAAUUAUUUUCUCUCCCAUCUUCCUUCAGCAGUUGUUAGAUCCUCUUCUAGAAUCCAUAUUUUGGCAUCCUGAUACAUGGUGUCGGAGAUCAGGAGUUGUAUGGUAGUGCACAAGUGCGGCGACCUAUAUAUAUAGCGGAUCAAAUAUUUCUUUUAUGGAAAAUUGUAAGGGAAAACGGCAACUUUAUUUUUUGUGCCACAUUAAACAGUGGCACUUGCCUUCAUAUAUAUUAUAAAAUUUCACGAAAUUCAUGCUUCUCUUGCAUACUAGUGUUUGCAGAAGCCAGUGCUCUGAUAAUGCUCUUUCCCUUUUCUCUUA